Molecule: messenger RNA, 2570 nt
Organism: Salvelinus namaycush (lake trout)
Lineage: Eukaryota; Metazoa; Chordata; Actinopteri; Salmoniformes; Salmonidae
Product: BTB/POZ domain-containing adapter for CUL3-mediated RhoA degradation protein 3
Exons: 8
Coding region: 243-1184 (313 amino acids)
Biological process (GO): proteasome-mediated ubiquitin-dependent protein catabolic process; protein ubiquitination; protein homooligomerization
Cellular component (GO): Cul3-RING ubiquitin ligase complex
Molecular function (GO): protein binding; ubiquitin-protein transferase activity
Source: RefSeq, a predicted model, not a curated record
CUACUGGCGACGGAAGACGGCCCGCCCUCCCAUCUCAGAUCCGUUUUUAUUUUUAACAGAAAGUUGUAUGAUCUGUAUAUAUAUAUAUAUAUAUAUUUUUUUUUGUAGUUCAGUUUUUGGGUAAAACUGUUACCAUCCCGAAUAGUAAAAUGUGCAAACGUCAAUAUAACGUUACCAUACAGGUCUGUGUGUAACACGAUCUAGCCAGCCAACUUUGUGUUUCCAGACUGACACAGGAUCCUAUGGAAGAGAUGUCAGGAGUAAGUGCGGUGAGCUCGGCGUUGCCUGCGGCUACAACCCGUACCACCUCAUUCAAGGGCUCCUGCCCCAGCUCGAAGUAUGUGAAGCUGAACGUGGGCGGGGCGCUCUACUACACCACCAUGCAGACCCUCACCAAGCAGGACACCAUGCUCAAGGCCAUGUUCAGCGGUAGGAUGGAGGUCCUCACAGACAGCGAAGGCUGGAUCCUUAUUGACAGGUGUGGGAAGCACUUUGGGACCAUUCUGAACUACCUGCGUGACGGUGCUGUACCUCUGCCUGAGAUCCGGAGAGAGGUGGAAGAGCUCCUGGCAGAGGCCAAGUAUUACCUGGUGCAGGGGUUAGCUGACGAGUGUCAUGCUGCCUUACAGAACAAAGAUAUGUAUGAGCCCUUCUGUAAAGUGCCCUUGGUCACUUCAUCAAAGGAAGAACAGAGACUCAUAUCUACCUCCAACAAGCCCACAGUCAAGCUGUUAUACAACAGGAGCAACAACAAGUACUCUUACACCAGCAACUCUGAUGACAACAUGCUGAAAAACAUAGAGCUGUUUGACAAGCUCUCUCUGCGGUUUAACGGCCGUGUGCUCUUCAUCAAGGACGUGAUCGGGGAUGAGAUCUGCUGCUGGUCAUUCUAUGGGCAGGGCCGUAAGAUCGCUGAGGUGUGCUGUACCUCCAUAGUAUACGCCACAGAGAAGAAGCAAACAAAGGUGGAGUUCCCAGAGGCUCGUAUCUAUGAGGAGACACUUAACAUCCUGCUGUAUGAGUCUCAGGAUGGGCGUGGUCCAGACAACGCUCUACUGGAGGCUACAGGGGGCGCUGCAGGCCGAUCCCAUCACCUGGAUGAGGACGAGGAACGGGAACUCAUCGAGAGGGUGCGACGCAUUCACAUCAAACGCCCUGAUGACCGCACCCACCACCACCAGUAACUAUACCAGCCAACCAACAUUAUCACCACCAGUAACUAUACCUGACAACCAAUUAUACCAGCCAACCAACAUUAUCACCACCAGUAACUAUACCAGACAACCAACUAUACCAGCCAACCAGCAUUAUCACCACCAGUAACUAUACCAGACAACCAACUAUACCAGCCAACCAACAUUAUCACCACCAGUAACUAUACCAGACAACCAACUAUACCAGCCAACCAACAUUAUCACCACCAGUAACUAUACCAGACAACCAACUAUACCAGCCAACCAACAUUAUCACCACCAGUAACUAUACCAGACAACCAGCAUUAUCACCACCAGUAACUAUACCAGUGUUGGGUUUCGUUUCUUACGUCUUUCCUUGUCAAUCAUUGGUUCAUUGGUGAAAUUAGCAUUAUGAUAAUAUUUUCAAUUAAAUCAUUCAAAAACCUUUAUUAAUGCAAUUGCAGACAGAAGUUGACAAACGGGAACAUAGCACGCAUGUUUCUGAGUAAGUUCUGCAUCAAACAAAAGGUCUCAAGUUGUUUUAUUAAAUUGAAGUCCCGCCUUAGUGAUGUCACUGACUACGUCAUUACCUUUUUACUCCUGAGACCAAAACCCUGUAUAAACAAUGGCUUUGUGGUAUCUUAAACUUAGCAGUAAACGUCCACUCCCCAAAGCUGAUUUAUUGUGGAAUGUUUAACUAGUCUCUUAUCUCCCACACUCCACUGCAGAGUUCUGUCUCAGUCACACACAGACAGACAAAGAAAACAACCGUGGAACAAUUCUAAACUAUAUAAUGAAUAUAUAUAUAUUGUUAAUCUAUAGUCUAGGACCCUAUAAAUGUAAAGAGGGAGGGGUCUUAUAACCCCUCCCCUUCUAUUAAUAUAACAUAAGCAUAAACAAUUAUUCUAAUACAUCAAACAUGUGUACAGCCCCAAAUCAUGACCGCUAGGUGAAUCCUGACACCAACCAACUAAUAUUAUUACCACCAGUAACUAUACCAGCCAACCAACAUUAUCACCACCAGUAAGCCAACCAACAUUAUCAGCACCAGUAACUAUACCAGCCAACCAACAUUAUCACCACCAGUAAGCCAUCCAACAUUAUCACCACCAGUAACUAUAUACCAGCCAACCAACAUUGUCAGUAUCCGCAGUGACUAUUACCCAUCACUGACAGAGAACAAGUGCAAUCACACAAUACCCACAAGUAACCUCACAUCCUUGACAUUGACCACAAGUGACCUCUGUGCUUCUGCAUCACAGCCACUUAUAAACUUUUGCCAGUCUCUAAUCAUGAUUAUAAACUGGGUGGUUUGAGCCCUGAAUGCUGAUUGGCUGACAGCCAUGGUAUAUCAGACCGUAUACCACGAGUAUGACAAAACAUUUAUUUUUACUA